GUAUCGUUACCGCUAAACGAUAUCGCUCCGCAGCCUCCCUCAUCCUCUCUAUUCGGAGCCUGGGAUUUGGGUUAGUCCCCACUUGCUAUGGACUCCAGCGAUCCUCACGCGCAGACGACGAAUGUGAACGCGUACGGAACCAGCAACAGCACGGGGGAGGCCUUCAGCAAUGCAGCGGGCGACGACAGCGCUGCCCUCUGGCCGCAGGCACCGGUGCAGCUUGCUCGAGGACGUCAACCACGCGACGCACUGGCCAAGAUCAUCCCGUACAGUGUCUCGUCCAUGGACGAGUUCGAGGCGGCUCUGCGCGAAUAUCUGAAUGCCCCGCCCGAGCAGCCUGAGCACACUGAGGCCCAGCUCUCCUUCUGGAUCGGCACCAGCUUCAUGGUGUCGGCGCCUGCCCAUCCCAACCCGCAGCAGCAAUCGUCGCAGCAGCAGCAGCAGCAGCAGCAGCAGCAGCCCCCGCGGCACCUCGCCCAGCAGAGCCCGCACGCGCUCCCGGGUUACCAGCCUGUGAGUGGCUUCCAAGCACAGUACGGCGGACCCUCGCACGCGUACCAGUCUGUGUCAGACCCCGCCAUUGCCCUGACACUGCCGCCCAACUUCCAGCAGCCACCCAUACCGAAUGGCGCGAACAACAUCGCUGCGGGCAAGAAGCCGGAGCAGAAGGUCAGCCUGAGCAUCAUGGAGGCGCUGCAGCACACGGCCGACCCCAAGGACAGGAUGCGCAAGCAGCGCGCCAUCGCCAAGUGCUGCGUCGAUGCCAUCCAGAGGAUCGACGGCUACCGGUACAGCUUCCACAAUUGCUGGAACAGCAGAGAGGACGACAGCUUCCGCUUCUCGUACUACUGCAACGACUCGCUGCUCAACAAGGACCGCGCUGCGAACGGCAAGGGCGCGAAGCUGGGGAAGCGCGCGACGAAGCCGGUAUAUGACUGCAAGGGUGUCCUGUCGAUCAAGUUCUCGGCAACCAAAGAGGCCCUGGACGUCUUCUACAAGCACGUUCCAGUGCAUAAGACGUACGAAGAGCGAGCGCCGCCUCCACGGAAAGAUUCGAAGAGGCGGAAGUUUUUGGAGGAGAACGAUCCGGAGGCGCUUGCGAGGAUAGUGAAUCGACCGAAGGACGAUAGUGCUGAGCCCACGCCCAGACUAAAGAAGAAAAAGCCGUCGAGACCAGAGCCACCCAGGCCAUCGAAUACCUCUCUGGAGAGUGAUUUGAGGGCACAGAGUCUGCAGUCGUUGUUGUUGCUGAUUAGAGAUGAUGCGUCUGCACCGCCGGAACUACCUCCUCCCCCAGAGCCAGAGUCAGCUAUUCAGCAGCCUGUAACCGUACUGCAGUCGCCGAUUCAACCGCCUCAGAACCAGCUUGCCCAGCAGCAACAGCGAAAGCGGCCUAGGAACAGCUGUGAUGUUUGUAAGGCCAAGAAGACCAAGUGUGACGGUGUACGACCUAUCUGCCAAACUUGUGUUGACAAGAAGCGGCAGUGCUUCUAUUCAGAGCCACCUCUGGGCCAUGAUCGUCGUCAGUCAAUGGCGGUCAGUGAGCCGGUACGACAAGUCCCAGCACCUAGCAGCGAGCUGUCCGAGCUGGAGAAGAUGAAGAAGGAGCUCGAGGAAGCAAAGGCUCGGAUUCAGCAACUGGAGCAAGAGAAAGGAGCAUCUACGACACCCGUGCAGACACCGCAGACAGCCACACGACCGCAAUCGCAACCGCAGCCGCAACAGCAGCCACAUAUCCAACCUCAACAGCGCAAUCCGAUACCUCAUGCGCAAACACAAGUACAUGCACAGCAGCAGCAGCAACAACAAGCACAGCAGCGCCAGCAGGUGGCCCAGAAUCAUCGUCAACAACUUCAACAACUCAACCAAGUUGCCCAACGCCGCAACAGCCCUCAGCAGAUUGCUUAUAACCUGGACGGACAGCCAGUGCAGCAGCAGCAGCAGCAGCAGCAGCGCCUACAAAGCCCACAACAGCCCUUGCAAACAGCACAACAACAACAACAACAACAACUCCAGACCGCUGCGCAGGCAAUGCCUCUCCAGGCCCAACAAACCUACUUCACAGCCGCGAAUCACACACCAUACGGCACACUGAACCGCUCCAUGACACAGGGAUCCUUAUCCUCGCAGUCUGCCCAAAAUGCACUAUCUUCUCAGAGCUCAUUGUCGUCGUCCACUGGGCUUAGACAAACGCAACAGCAGGGCCAGUUGCAUAACAGCGGCAGCCUUGCGAGUGGCGGGUCUGUGGAUGCUAGUAGUUUGUAUGGAAGUGUCGGUAGGAACGAUCUCAAUUGGCCGCCGGCGGCGUACUAUGGGUACCAGAGUGCGCAGCAGCAGCAGCAGCAGGAUCAGUGGGGGGCAGCGAGGGGGUCGAACGUUUUUCGGUGAAUUGAGCUGAAAACAUGACCGGUGUUGAGCAACAGCAUAUUAUACCCAACAAUGUAUUCUUUUCUUGGAACCCUGAGUA
Messenger RNA from Macroventuria anomochaeta, 2467 nucleotides. RefSeq lists its product as uncharacterized. Gene Ontology annotation, molecular function: DNA-binding transcription factor activity, RNA polymerase II-specific; zinc ion binding. The record is from RefSeq and is a predicted model, not a curated record. The transcript has 2 exons. Gene Ontology annotation, biological process: regulation of DNA-templated transcription; positive regulation of gene expression. Bases 88 to 2388 code for a protein of 766 amino acids. Lineage: Eukaryota; Fungi; Ascomycota; Dothideomycetes; Pleosporales; Didymellaceae.